CCUCUUUCUUCUUUUUCGACUUCACCUCAUCGCCGAUCGAUCUUAAUCGCCCACUGCACUCUUACUGCUACUUUCCUGCCCAACACUCAUAUCUGGCCUAGCCUCCUCUCAGGAGACACCAAGGCCCACCUUCUCUAUUCACACCCACCCUCGAAGCUUACACACCAGCUCAAUCACUGACCAUCUCUAACUCUGCCACUCGUGAGUAACACUCAUGAGGAAAUUACUGCUCUCUCUCAUUGCCCUGUCGGCGCUAUGGUCCGGACACGUUGUUCAUGGCCAGAUCAUGGUCGGCUGCUUUCAGGGCCAACCCGAUAGUAACGUAGGAUCAGAUCCCAAGUCCGUCCAGGAUAUCUUCAUGUCCCAAGGCGCAUGUAUCAACUUUUGCAGGUCCAAUGGCGCGGCCUAUGCAAUCACAUCCGAGGGCUCGACUUGCCGCUGCUCCAACACUGCUCCUGCGGACUCCAACAAGAUCGAUGAUGCCAAAUGUGACAAACCAUGCAUGGGCUAUCCCUUCGAGAUGUGUGGAGGCGCCGCUCACGGCACCGCCAACGUCCUCCUGAUCGGCGGCACCGCAAAUAUUCCGACCGCAAAUAACGGAGGCGGCUCCACCUCCAGCUCUGGCCCCAGCUCCAUUUCCGGUUCCAGCUCUAGUUCUAGUUCGAGUUCCAACCCCACUCCUAGUUCAGAAUCAGGUACGAGUGACCCGAGCCCCACAAACAACCCGGACCCCGGCAACGGAGGGAAGACCCUCAGCUCCAACAGUCCGGAAAAAACGGGUUCUGGUAGCGCAAGUGCAGGCACGAUUGCCGCCAGCAUUAUGGCUAUCAUCGGUUUCGGUAUUCUGUUUGGCGUGGCCGUCGCUUUCAACAGGCGCCGUCGAAGGCGCCGUGCACAAGCAGCAUGGACAGAGAAUAUGCUUCUCCCGUCCGCGCUGGUCCACACAUCCAACGACGAUGAGCUCGAAGGCCAUGAUUAUACCCGCGCCAGCCCAAUUUACUCUAGCAAUACCGCAAGCCAUCCUGGACUCCCAUGCGUACCUGCUAGUCCCCCCAACAUGCAUUUCCCUCCACCCCCGGCGCUUCAUCCUCGACAGAGUGGAUCUGUGCACAUGCAUCGGCCGAGCUAUCCAUCGCCGAUGGUGGGCCCUCAUUAUAGCACUGGCAUGCGAGGGCCUUACCAACCGUUUCCUUUGCCCAUGAUGCUUGCACAGCAACAACAAUCACAAUACGGGCGUACGGGUAUACACCACAAGGAGCUUCUUUUAUCCUCACCACCUCCGUUCAGUCGUGCACCCCAAUCCCUGCAGCAGCAGCCUGCACGAAUGGACGAAGAAGGGGAGGAGAAUCAGCGUGAGAGUAUAUUGUCGCGCUCGUCCAUGAGAUCGAUCCGCACAGAUACUCUGCGAGGAUCGAUUGACUCCACGAGCAGCAAUGUGAAAAUCAUCCCUUCUGAUGACAGCCACUACAACACCGACUCUUGGGCAGAUGAUGGCAGUUUGCAGCGAUAG
Messenger RNA from Gamsiella multidivaricata, 1510 nucleotides. RefSeq names its product WSC domain-containing protein. The transcript is spliced from 2 exons. Gene Ontology annotation, cellular component: plasma membrane. The record is from RefSeq and is a predicted model, not a curated record. Bases 215 to 1510 code for a protein of 431 amino acids. Lineage: Eukaryota; Fungi; Mortierellomycota; Mortierellomycetes; Mortierellales; Mortierellaceae.